UCCUCCCCUUCGCCGCUUGCCUUGCCGGGUCUUGGAGAGCCUGGGUUUCCCCCGCAGGCUCCGGUGGCGCUGCGCGCCGCUUUCAAACGCCGAGCCUGCAGCCGCGAUUGGAGGGGCGCAAGGAGAAGGCGUCGCCUUCAACAACAAAACACCCGGCUCUUGGCGCCGCCGGGAAACACCCGCUACGGGAAGAUGUCGGCUCUGCCUAGAAGAGCUAGAACAGCACCAAAACCAGGGAUUCCAGAAGAUGAGCUGCCUUCUUUCCUUAAAUCAUCUUCAGAAUCGGAAGAGGAAACGCACGAAGAGGAAUGGGAGCCCAAAAAGAAAGUCGCAAGGAAGGCCAGUGCGCCCAAAACAAAAGUGCCGAGAGCGAAAAAACCCACUGUAGCUGCGCAGAAGAAACCAGCUGUGCCUAGGAAAAGGACCAAGAAGGUGGCAGUAAAAGAGGAAUUGGACACAUCAGUGCCUAUUGCUGCUCCUGGAGGGAACGAAGGUACGUUUCACCUGCUGCAGCCUAAGGAAGAGGAAGAUGUCAAGCCAAAAUCCGCACCCCAAAUGCUCCCCGUGAAAGGGCGCCCGGCCCACAGCCUGGAGAACGCCGAAGGACCCUCCACAAGUGCCGCUGCAACGAAACGAAAAGUGAAGUCGGAAGAGUCUGAAGAAGAUUUUACAUUCGACGAGCCUCCUUUAAAAAAAUCAAAAUCAGCCACAUGUCCUCAGGGAAAGCCUGUGAAAUGUGCGGCGAGUGCCAAAUUGGACGAAGACCAUAAAAUGAACUGGGACAUUGUGCAGGUCUUGUCGCAAAGGACUGGCGUUGAAGAAUGGGUGUGUGCGAACAUAAUCCGCCUCUUCAACGACGACAAUACAAUUCCUUUCAUUGCCCGGUAUCGAAAAGAGCUUAUAAACAACAUGGAGGCCGAUGCGUUGCGUGAAGUGCAGCAGACACUGGAAGAACUACAGACUGUUGCGAAAAAAGUUCAUGCUUCGAUCCAGAAACUUAAGAAAGAAGGAAAACUCUCGGAAAGCCUUUUGACUGCUUUAUUAAACUGCAGAACCUUGGAGGAGUUGGACCACGUGUAUGCGCCGUAUAAAACGGGAAGCAAAGGAACAAAAGCACAAAGAGCCAGGCAACUGGGAUUAGACCAUGCUGCAAAUUUGCUCAUUGAGAACCCAAGAGAACUCAACCUACACUCUUAUGUCAAGUCCAGUGUCGAAGGUCUUUCCACGGUUGAGGAAGUAAAAUCUGGAGUGCAGCACAUCUUGGCUGACAUGAUUGCUAAAGAUAAAGAGACGCUGGAUUUCAUCAGAGAUUUAUGCCAAAGAAAGUACAUUUGUAUUCAGUCAUCCUUGGCAAAAGUGACCUCGAAAAAGGCCAAUGAAAAAGAUGUCAACAAGUUUCACCUGUACCAGAAUUUUUCUUGCAAUAUAAAGAAUAUUCAGCAUCACCAGAUUCUAGCCAUUAACCGAGGGGAGAAUCUCAAAGUCCUGACAGUGAAGGUCAACAUUCCUGACGGCGUGAAGUUUGAAUUCUGUAGGUGGUGUGUAAAUGCAAGAUGGAGACCAAAGGCCUAUGCGCAGCCUGAAUUAAUGGAGCUUCUACGUUAUUCAACAGAAGACUCCUACAAGCGCCUUAUUUAUCCGCUUCUCUGCAGAGAAUUCAGAUCUAAAUUGACUUCAGACGCAGAGAAGGAAUCUGUAAUGAUGUUCGGAAGGAACCUCCGCCAGUUGCUUCUCAUGAGCCCUGUAAGAGGACGGACCUUGAUGGGAGUUGAUCCUGGCUACAAACAUGGUUGCAAACUGGCCAUCAUUUCACCAACCAGCCAAAUACUCCAUACUGAUGUUGUCUAUUUACACUCUGGUAAAGGAUUCCGUGAAGCUGAGAAGAUACGGACACUUCUGCUGGAUUACAACUGCGGCACCGUUGUGAUUGGCAAUGGAACGGCUUGUAGGGAAACAGAAGCUUCCUUUGCUGACUUGAUUACGAAGAAAUACUUCGCGCCUUUGGAUGUCACUUACUGCAUUACCAACGAAGCGGGAGCCUCAAUAUACAGUGUUAGUCCAGAAGCUACCAAGGAGAUGCCUGAUUUAGAUCCUAACCUACGAAGUGCAGUUUCCAUUGCGAGACGAGUACAGGACCCAUUAGCUGAGCUAGUGAAAAUUGAGCCCAAACACAUUGGAGUUGGAAUGUACCAGCAUGACGUAUCUCAGACCCUGCUCAAAGCAACCCUAGACAGCGUGGUGGAGGAAUGUGUCAGCUUUGUCGGAGUUGAUAUUAACAUCUGCUCAGAAAUAUUAUUAAGACAUAUUGCAGGACUGAAUGCCAACAGGGCUAAAAAUAUAGUUGAAUGGCGAGAGAAGAAUGGAGUGUUCAUUAAUCGGGAGCAGCUCAAGGAUGUUAAAGGACUGGGUCCAAAAUCCUUUCAGCAAUGUGCUGGCUUUAUCAGGAUUAACCAGGAGCACAUCAGAACUCACUGCAGUCAGCAGGGUGAUCUUGCAGCUGAGGGUCAUAAAGUAGCUGCAAACGAGAAGCAGGGUAAGAAGAAAACCAAAGCGGCAAUAAACAUCAUUCGACGGCCAAAUCCUUUGGAUCAAACUUGCAUCCAUCCAGAAUCAUAUAACAUUGCAAUGAGGUUUUUAACGCUCAUUGGAGGAAGCCUCAGCGACAUUGGAAAGUCAGCCAUGCAGCAAAAUGUGGAUGUGAUAAUUAAAAAGGAAGGGCUGGAAGGAAUUGCAAAAAAAUUGAAUACAACGGGGCAAACACUGCAAAUAAUAAUCGAUGGGCUAACUCAACCUGAAGGCUUUGACAUCCGACAAGAUUUUGAUAAACCUGAUUUCAAGAGGAGCAUCGUUUGUCUUGAGGACUUAAAAGUUGGAACUGUCCUGACAGGAAGAGUUGUGAACGCUACUCUCUUUGGAGUCUUUGUUGACAUCGGCGUUGGCAGAGCAGGAUUGAUUCCCAUUCGGAACAUAACCGAAGACAAGCUUUCCAAAGAAAAGAAAAGGAGGAGUCUUGGCCUGGGCCCGGGAGAAAAAGUUGAAGUCAGAGUACGUGAAAUUGACAUUCCACGAUCCAGAAUAACACUGGACCUUAUACGUGUAUUGUGAGCAGUUUGUUGGCACUUUUCAAGGGCUACCAUCUUAUCACGAUGAGCAGAGCGCAGCUGAAAAACGUGGACAAAUUCAGGCUGUCGGCAGCCUAGACUGCGUUGGGGAGUCUAGAAGCUCAGAAUCUGGCCAGAAAUUUGCACAGAGACUCCUGACUGUAUGAAACAAUGCUAUGAUUUGUGGCAGGGUUGAGCAACCUGUGGCCUUCCAGAUAUGGUUAGACUCCAACUCCGGUCCAUCUCAGCUAGCACGGACAGCGGCCAGAGAUGAUGGGAAUUGUAGUUCGACAUCUGGAGGGCCAUCCCUGAUUCAUUAUGUGGGAGGCUAUAUACGUGGCUGCUGCAGGUUGUAUGAGCCAGUAAAAAAUUGUGAAAAAUCCAAAUGACUUUUGAAUUCCAAGACAUGAUUCUGUGGGGGCCCACUAAGUGUCUGAAUUGAGCCUUAGUUUCUCCAGCGGAGGAAAAAUUACUAAAUCUAGCAAUUUAAAACUGCCAGUUCAUGUUUAGAUGCAGAAAUUCUUGAUUUCUAAUGGUUUCAUCUACCUUUCCUGUACUUGCAUAUCUUUCCUUGUGGAGAUGGACAGAAAUACAGUGCUGGAACAAUUGAACAGGCCUUAGAUCAGGCUUCCUCAGACUUGGCCCUCCAGAUGUUUUUGGCCUACAACUCCCAUGAUCCUUAGCUAGCAGGACCAGUGGUCAGGGAUGAUGGGAAUUGUAGUCUCAAAACAUCUGGAGGGCUGAGUCUGAGGAAGCCUUCCUUAGAUGUAUGGAAUGAAUUGAGUUCCAGAAACUGGUCGGCAGGUUCCACUUUUCCACUUGGCAAUUCUAUUAGGAAGGCUUAUUAAGUCUCCCUCCCCAUCGCCCACACUUUCCUACUCAUAAACAAAAGGUGUGUCAGAAGCCAUCCUAGCUCUCACCCACGGUAUCAUGUGACCCUACAAUGACAUCAUGUGAUUGGCAGGGGGUUAUCCUGCCCACCUGUCAAAUUUGGUCCACACGACUGAUCCUGAUAAAAGAUUAGUUCCAUGGAGCCAAAAAGGUUUCACACCCUGAUAUAAACACAUAAAGUACUACAACCCUGGCAGAGGUUUAUUCCUGGGUAGGUUGCAUUGGUGGCUUCAGAGUAAGCACUUGUUCUAGACUUGAACCAAAACCUAUUAAACUUGGGAUUCCUCUUGGAAGUAAGGUGAAUCCUAAAAUAAAUGUGCACUCCAAGCAACUGCUUGGUUGGUUGGUUGCGGAUUAAAUUGUUAUCUUCUGUUCAGCUUCAAAAAAGAAUAUUUCCUGGAUCUGUUUCUAAGAUGUUACUUUAAAAGUCAAGGGGUGGGUGGUUGCUAGUUUAAAAUUUAAAAAAAGAAGUUAUGCGAAAGGAAGGUUGUCUAAAUCCGGGAUAAUUGUAGGAACUGCAGUGCCAUCCUAUUGAAAUGGGAUUUGUAAUCAACAAAUGCAGAUUUUUUUUUUGUAUAUAUUUUAGCUGCAGGAUAUAAUAAUUAUUUUUUAAUUUACUUUGUUGAUAAACAACAUGGAAAUGUUUUCAUCAAGACGAGAAACUUUGUCUAAUGAUGUCUUUUGAAAAUCUUUUUAUUAAAAAAAUAAAUCAAUUUUA
Molecule: messenger RNA, 4710 nt
Organism: Podarcis muralis (Common wall lizard)
Lineage: Eukaryota; Metazoa; Chordata; Lepidosauria; Squamata; Lacertidae
Gene: SRBD1
Product: S1 RNA binding domain 1
Biological process (GO): translation; nucleobase-containing compound metabolic process
Molecular function (GO): structural constituent of ribosome; mRNA binding
Source: RefSeq, a predicted model, not a curated record